UCGUCAAACGCGAUCCGUGAAAAUGACGGUCUUGAUUUUCCUCCUGUUCAUGAAAUUUUUUCUCGUCGUUUGCGACGGGGGUGACCACAUAUCAGACUUUACGGUUUCCACGAGCCCCAAGGAGAUCGAUUACGCCGAAGGAACGGAGGUUGAGCCUAAGUACUUCCUCCCUUCGGUCCGAUUGAGUGUUAAAAACGGUAGCGUUUUGGUGCCUGCUAGCCUAUCCAGAAUGUUGAACGUCUACGACACAGAAAAACUCAUCGCAUAUUGGGGUGAGACCAAGAGGUCGGUCUCGGGGAGGUGCAGGAGAGACGUGGAGGGCUUCAUGGACGGCUUGAGAAAGGCCGAAAAUUGGGCUUUGAAAAUGGCUGAUGCUAGUGGAAAGUAUUCAUCAGGAUGGUUCUUCGGCAAUCACUAUUGGACAGGAUCGAGGAUUUUAUGCGAAAAUAUUUAUUCUGAGGAGAAUGUGAAAACGAGUGUCUCUAUGAACUCUGUUAGGCUUCCUAGGGAAGCUGAGGUUAGGAGGACGCCUAAGAGUCCAAGCCAAGGUGUUGAAUACGAAUCUACGUCAAUAUGGACAUCUUCAUCGCCAUUUCCUGUUGACUUCUUCAUGUUGAGACUUCAUUUGAGAACGAAUUUCACCACUGAUAACAAGAUAAUACACGUGGGACUAUGUAUGCCUGCUUCCUGUUCAGACAAAGAUGUAGAUCGAAUAGUUAGAGAGACUUCCAAAGGACAUUUUUAUGUAAACGUCGACGUGGAAGCCGUGAGGUCACACCAUGACCAAUUCGUCUUAUGGAUGGACAAGACCUUCAUUCUCCUUUGCUUGGUGACCACCAUCAUUAUGAUUAUGCUGUUCAUAGGAACAGGCUACGAUUUAUAUUCUGACCACAUAACAAAACAAAGAAAGAAACAAUCGACAUAUAAACUAGUGAACGAACAACUGAAACUAGGAGUAACAGAAUCAGAUAUGAAAUCCACCAACGGUAACCACGGAAUCUACAUCAUAAACAAAUCGGAGGACGCUAAUUCGAAUCUCAGCGAGGGAUCGAAUGAAUCUUUGAAUAAGAAUAGGAACAAGUCAGUGUUUGAUUUCGUGGUGAGAGAGAUACUCCUCUCUUUUUCUGUGAGGAUGAACAUGAGGAUCAUUUGCGAUCAGUCUGUUGGUAGCGACACCAUUCCGGUCAUUCAUGGCUUGAAGUCCAUAAGUAUGGCUUGGGUAAUAUUAGGCCACACCUGCAUCAUCGCAUUCAAGUAUUCUGACAACAUGGAGUUCCGCAGAGUCAUCGAGAAGGAUUUCCUGUUUCAAACAAUCUCCAACGGAGCAUUCAGCGUUGACACCUUCUUCUUCGCCAGCGGUCUAUUGGUCUCUUUUCUCUAUUUCAGAACUAACGCUAAGGGAAAACUCGAACCUCUCACCAAAGGCAAGAAAGGAUUUUCAGCAGGUUUCCUGCAUUUCUUCGGUUUGGUCUUCUACAGGUUUUUGAGGUUAACCCUACCCUACCUCAUCACUCUAGGACUUGUCGAUGUCUCCAUGAAAUGGUUCAAUUUUAACUCGGUCUUCGAACCACCUACCUUGGACCACGAAAACUGUGAAAAAUACUGGUGGAGGAAUAUCUUGUACAUCAACACUUUGUUCCCCGUGGAAGAAAUGUGCAUGUUGUGGAGUUGGUAUUUAUCAGACGAUACUCAGUUUUACGUCAUUGGGGCCAUCAUCCUCAUUUUAUCCACGAGCCACUUCAAGAGUGCAGCAUCAGUACUUUUAACACUGUUAGUCAGCUCUUGGAUGACCACCAGUUACAUAGCAUACAGCAAUAGCCAUCUGCCAGGUUCCGAUGAUCCACUCGCGUUGUUCGACAAAAUAUACGACAAACCCUGGACGAGGUUAGGUCCUUACCUGGUUGGCAUGUCUAUAGGGUGGUUCCUCUUCAAGAAAAACUGCCAAUUAUAUAUGAACAAAGUCGUUGUUUUUGUCGGUUGGACCAUAUCUACAGGCUGUUUGUUGGUGUUGGUUUACGGAUUGUACGGAGUGAACUUGAGCCCUGUGAGUGGUGCUGCUUACAGCUCCCUGAGUCAUUCUGCAUGGGCCCUAGGGCUUGGAUGGAUUGUCGUAGCGUGCACGACAGGUUACGGGGGUGUCGUGAACAAAAUUCUCUCGGCAACAAUCCUAUACCCAUUUAGCAGGGUGACCUACUGCGCAUACCUAAUACAUCCAAUCGUGAUACGAGCAAUGGUGAUGAGCAUGGACAGUCCUCUGCAUCUAGGAACCAUCGUAAUGCUGAUUAUAUUCAUGGGUCAAGUCGUCGCCUCCUAUUCCCUCGCUUUCUUCAUGUCUUUAGCGUUCGAGGCUCCAGCAGUAUCAAUGUUGAGGAUAAUGCAGAAAGUUGUAGUUUUCAAGAAGGAACAACAACGCGUUUUACUUCAGACUACGCCAACGUGAAAACCAACGAGAGAUCGUUCUCACUGUACAAAUUAGCCAGUAGGAAACAAAGUUACUAUAAUGAUAAUAUUGUCCAUUUUGAAAUAAUCGAAUUGGAACUUCCAGUGUUUUAAGUGUAGAGUAGGAAAGAAAGGGAUUUUUAAUGGUUUAAAUCCAUCCUGUAGCUAAUUGGUUCACAAAAAUCCAUGGAGGUAGGACCAUAAAAAAUGGAUUUUUUCUUCAGGAAGUGUU
Messenger RNA from Coccinella septempunctata (seven-spotted ladybird), 2671 nucleotides. Its product is annotated as nose resistant to fluoxetine protein 6. The record is from RefSeq and is a predicted model, not a curated record. NCBI's taxonomy places the organism in Eukaryota, Metazoa, Arthropoda, Insecta, Coleoptera, Coccinellidae. The transcript has 13 exons. Gene Ontology annotation, molecular function: acyltransferase activity, transferring groups other than amino-acyl groups. Bases 23 to 2440 code for a protein of 805 amino acids.